AUGAAUAUCUAUGAAAGAAGAUAUUUAAAAAAUUUAAAAAUUAUAUUGAUAUAAAAAAAUUUACCUAUUAUAAUCGUCAAUACUAUAUUAGAAAUUUUGAUAGCUGAAAUAUCUCCAGAAAACGACAGUCUUAAAAUCGGUAUGAAUAGAAAAUAAGAAUAGAAAGAUAAUAUAGCUGAUAGAAGGUAAGAGGUAAGAGUAAAUUUAAAUUCAGUCUUUUUCUUCAUUUCACUGAAAAUGAAUAGGAUUAUUACUGAAAAUAUUUAAAUCUUGCUUUGCUCUUCAUAUAGAUUGCUCAAAUAUAUUAAUUAUUAAAGAAUUUAAUCAGAACUGUUUUGUAAUCUUUUAGAAGAAGACAGAUUCAAAAUAGUGAGAUUAAGAAACUUAAAUAGUAUCGAAAGACCACUUAUUAUUUCAUUUCGUUUAAAUAAUCUUAGCUUGAAGUAUAAUCUCCAAGCAUAUUCUUUAUCAAAGAAUAGCUUUAGCUUUUUGAAGUAAUUAAGCAUGGCCGAAUUUGUAUGA
Tetrahymena thermophila SB210 is the source of this 522-nucleotide messenger RNA. RefSeq lists its product as hypothetical. The record is from RefSeq and is a predicted model, not a curated record. Lineage: Eukaryota; Ciliophora; Oligohymenophorea; Hymenostomatida; Tetrahymenidae. The transcript is spliced from 2 exons.